This is a messenger RNA of Prosopis cineraria, 1716 nucleotides long. Its product is annotated as root phototropism protein 3. Bases 65 to 1399 code for a protein of 444 amino acids. NCBI's taxonomy places the organism in Eukaryota, Viridiplantae, Streptophyta, Magnoliopsida, Fabales, Fabaceae. The record is from RefSeq and is a predicted model, not a curated record. The transcript has 2 exons.
CACGACGCUCACAAAAAGCAGAACAACAACUAAGAACCAGAGAGAGUGACGACUCUGCUCCGCCAUGUUCAGUGAAAGGAACAAGCAGUCUCAGCCUGAACAGCCCAUGAUAGCAAAAUCGCCGUCACAUUUCUCGUCGGAAUGCUGGUUCGACGACGCAUGCAUAUUGGACAUGGACUACUUCGUCAAAACCCUCUCAGGCAUUAAAGCAAAAGGCGUGCGUGCAGACCUAAUCGGCUCCAUCAUCAUCCACUACGCCUCCAAAUGGCUUCCCGAACUCUCCGACGGCAACAUCGACGUCGUCUCCAACAAACCCUCCCUCACUCAAUUCCAAGAAUCGCCGGAAAGCGUGACGGCCUCGUGGAUGAAGAAGCGAUUCUUCGUCGAAACGCUCGUCGGAGUUCUACCUCCGGAGAAGGACUCAAUCCCCUGCAAUUUCCUGCUUCGACUUCUGAGAACGGCGAAUAUGGUCGGCGUGGAGCUGAAUUACAAAUCAGAGCUGGAGAAGAGGAUAUCGUGGCAGCUAGAUCAGGCGUCUUUGAAGGAGAUAAUGAUACCGUCGUUCAGUCACACGUGUGAGACGCUGUUAGAUGUGGAGCUUGUGAUAAGGUUGGUGAAGAGAUUUGUGGGAUUAGACGUUGACGGAGGGAAGAGUGGGGUGGCUCUGAUGAAGGUAGCCAAAUUAGUGGAUGCGUACCUGGCGGAAACUGCCGUGGAUGCGAAUCUAAGCUUGUCGGAAUUCGCUGCGCUCGCCGGAGCUCUCCCUCCACAUUCCAGAGCUACAGACGAUGGCUUGUACAGAGCCAUUGACACUUAUCUUAAAGCACAUCCAAGGGUAUCGAAACAAGAAAGGAAAGGUCUGUGCAAGCUAAUAGAUUGCAGGAAACUAACCCCAGAAGCGUCACUACACGCAGCUCAGAACGAACGCUUGCCUGUGAGAGCUGUGAUCCAAGUGCUGUUCUCGGAGCAGACAAAGCUGACCCGUCACGUGGACUGGAGCGGCUCCUUCGGCAUGAGAAGCCCGAACGGCGGGGAUUUGCCGGUGAGGUCAUUCUCGAAGAGGGAGAUGCAGGCGCAGCAGAUGGAGAUAAGGAAGCUGAAGGAAGACGUGUAUAGGCUUCAGAGUCAGUGCAGUGUGAUGCAGGUGCAGAUGGAGAGGAUGAUGAUGGACAAGAACAAGAAUAAGGGUUUGUUCAGAUCAUGGAAGAAGUUAGGGAUUGCUGGGUUUGGUAAGACUGUGAAUGUGAUGGCUUCUAAUUCCGUGGACAAGAACAUUCAACGUGCAGAAGAUCAUGAUGAUGAUGGGUUUGAGAUUAGACAGACUCCUUUGGACAUCAAAACCAGAUCAUCGUCCGUCAAACCUCGGACUCCUCACAAGUGGAGGAAAUCUAUGUCUUGAAACAUUAACACAGCCUCUGAGAGAAUAAAAACUGCUUGCAUUACUUCGGAUUUCUUUUUUGUUUUUGUUGUGAGCUAGCUAGUCUAUAUAUAUAUAUAUAUAUAUAUAUAUUAUAUGUAAGUUUAUUUUGUUUGGUGUUAGACUUCCUGAUUGAUGUCAACUUAGAAAUAAGAUCAUGAGAAGAAUUUUGUUUUGGUCCAAGAUAAGUGAUUCCCUCUUUCUGGUGAUGUGAUCUCCAUUGUAUCAAUUGCAGGAGAUGCAAAUUAAAUGGGAAAGUACAAUGCAAGUUCUUAAUUGAAGUGCAUAUUUUUGAUAAA